GCAGCUGGUGUAAGACAAGCAGGAGCUCAUCUUAACAAAUAACCCCUCAAGUCCCCAAAGUAGUGCUACACCAUGUGAGAAUUGAACUGUGGUUUCAAUGCUGGUGAAAGAUGACAAUGAUGGCAGUUUGGGCAGCAGUGCUAAUGACAUAUGGAGUCUCCAUAGGAAUUGCAAAGAACUAUGCAGAACUUGGGAAAAGUCGUGUUCCACUUGAUUUAGCUCCAAAUGCUGUUGAUGACAUGUACACUGGUUGCAAAGACAAGAUGGAGUACAGAGUUAAGGAGUACCUGGUGAAUGAGAAAAACCAGGACAAAAAUUUCACCUUGGCAUGGAGCGAAGCAGAGAAAUACUACAACAAAAAAUGGAAGCGUAAAAAGGGAAAGCGACCUUCCACAUCUUUGGGAAAAGAACAGAUUAUGGCUAUUUAUGUUUAUACCUUAGACAAGCCAAAAAUAUACCUUGAUUUCAAUGAUGCAGUUCGUACACAGAAAUCUAAGUACAAGACCACAUUUAGAUAUCACGCACUUCACUUUUUCCUGACCGAUGCGCUCCAAACUCUUAACGCUCGCAAACCUGAAAAGGAAAGAUGUCUCACUGGCUACCGCAGAGUCAACGGCUACUUUAGCCAAGAUCUUCUCAACAAGGUGAUUCGCUUUGGCUCUUUUACCUCCAGCUCAAUGGGUUGGUACCCCAGCGUUGAAAGAUUUGGAGACAAAUCAUGCUUUAAGAUAGUGACAUGCUCUGGAGCAGACGUCUCUCUGUACUCUAAGCUCGGGGAAUCAGAGCGAGAAGCCCUGAUUCCUCCUUAUGAGGUCUUUAAAGUCAUAAAGAUUGAGACUAGAUCUGAACAGAAAAGUCUUCCAUGUGAGGUGGUCUAUAGACUGAAAAGUGUGGGAAUAACUCUCUCAAAUUUGAAUUGUGCACUUUUCUGAAAUGAGUAGUCUCAAACACGUAAUGUGAUGUUUACAAAACAUGCAACAUAAUAUUAGGCUGCACCAGAAUGGUGAUUUUUUUUUUUACAUUUUCAAAAUGCAUGUGGCUAUAAUUUUAAAUAAAAUGAGUCAUUGUGCUAGCCUCUUAAUAUACACUUAGGAGAAGUCAGUAUUUAAAUAUUUGCAAUACUAAAACUUUAAAAGCCAAAUAGUCAGAUGUGAAGUGGUUGUGCAAAAAUGUAUGUAGAUUGCUGUG
Molecule: messenger RNA, 1188 nt
Organism: Etheostoma spectabile (orangethroat darter)
Lineage: Eukaryota; Metazoa; Chordata; Actinopteri; Perciformes; Percidae
Product: NAD(P)(+)--arginine ADP-ribosyltransferase 1
Exons: 3
Coding region: 111-932 (273 amino acids)
Molecular function (GO): NAD+-protein-arginine ADP-ribosyltransferase activity; NAD+ poly-ADP-ribosyltransferase activity
Source: RefSeq, a predicted model, not a curated record